This is a messenger RNA of Rubroshorea leprosula, 2451 nucleotides long. The record is from the annotation of a GenBank genome assembly. NCBI's taxonomy places the organism in Eukaryota, Viridiplantae, Streptophyta, Magnoliopsida, Malvales, Dipterocarpaceae.
GUUUCUGCUCUUCUUUUCUCCCUUGCAGCUCUCGAAAUCCCCCCUCCAAGCCGCCAACACCAGCUUUGAAAAAUUGGUGAGAAAGCUUGGAAUUUCUCCUUCUUUCUUGUCCAAGAACCUAAUUUGGAACCCAGAAAUCUUUCCCCCUUGCUGGAAAUUCCAGAUCUACCUUGCUCUGCUUGUCUUCACCGCCGGCUGCUAUGUGGGUGGGUGAUUUCUGGGCAUUUUUCAAUCCGUGAGUUUCUCGCCUGCACUUGCCGCCGGCUUCUCCCCUUGCCAAGUCCAGUUCUGCAACUGGAAAAUUUAUGGUAGAUUGGCUUCUCUAAUUCUCGAAAAUUGGUUGAUUAGUGGCUGCUUUGUGAUGUCUGAAUUUGGCUAGAAAAUGGGGAUGAAAUUGAUAGUAAUUAGACCAUGAUUUAGCUUGAUUCAAGUGGAAUUUAUAUGAUUGAGUGUUAAUGGACUGCUAUGUGAUUUUGGAGAAAAUCCCGUGAGAUUAGCUAGUGUUUUGGCCAAUUUGUGGGAGUGGAGUUACUGUUCACGUCGGGGUACUGUUCACGGUACUGUUCACCGAAACUGUUCGCACCCCGAGGGCCAACAUUUAACGGGAAUUUAAAUGAUUAGUUUGUGAUAUGAGAACGAAUUUGGAGAUAUUUGAUCAUGUGGAAAGUGAUAGAAAUAGCAUUGUGAUUAGGAAUGAUCCUAAUGAUGAUUUCAGCUUGAAUUUGUGAUAGUCUUGUAUUAAUUCUGAGGUGUUUUGAUUAGGUUCCCGAUCAUUCUGUCAGUUAGUGCAUGAAUUGAGUGCUCAGUUUUAUGCAAGUGCGUGAAAUGUUUUAUACUUUUCACUAAAUUGAGCAUGCCUACUUGAAAGUGAUUGUGAAUUGUGAUUUUCCUGUUAACUUCUGCCUGUUUUGUCUCCGAUGUGGUCAUGUUAUUCGUGACCCUACUAGUGGGGGAGGUUAUAAACGCUAGCACAUGUCAACAUGUAGUGAUAGAGCCGGUUCAUUCAACCCAGCUAGUGGGGGUUAUACACCAGCAAAUCGUGGCCCUGCUAGUGGGGAUUAUACACUGGCCGUGACCUAUAGAGGAAACGUCUAUUUCGUUCCUGUACUGUAUCCGAUUUGCGUGAUUGCACAUGUUGGCAUGCUAUAAGUUUAAUAAUGGGCACUCCAUAUUUACUUACUGAGUUUAUCUCAUAGUUUUUCCUUGUCCACCAUUUCAGGAAGUGAAACCGAGGACAGGGAAACCACGGGAAGUGACGAGUUAGAAGGCUAGCUAUUUCGAGAUUGAUUUAGAUUCUAGAGAUCCUGAUCUUGUAAGCUAGAGUGUAUUUGGAGAUUUAUGAUAUCAAAGAGAUUUUAAAAAUUUGAUCUUCAGAUUUUGAUGGUAUCAGAGUGUGAUAUGAUAAGUUCUGAGCAUUGUGCAUUUGUGGAACCCGUCUCACGAGUGCACGGCGUUUGUCGCGUCUCGAAAUUGGGUUUUGGGGCGUGACACUUCUUUCUCUAGAAUUAAGCCAGCUCCAGGACUACAGCCGACUCUUCUACAGUUUUUUAAAGCCUCGGGUUUCUCUCUCCUCGAACAAACCAGCCCAAAUUUGUUUUAUUUCCUCACCCAAACCCGCGACUCUCUUCUCCCAAAACUCGCCAUUCACUCUCCCAAACACCGAAAUCCCUCCAAAUCUCCAAACCCCAUCCCUUAAACACUCAAAUACCAUCAAAUCCUUGCCUACCCAACACAAAACCUCAAGCUUUUCACUCCAAUUUGUGUAGGAUCUACUCUAUUUUUGGUGUGGCUGCCGUGUUUUCUCUCUCAUGGCUUCAAGAAGGGCUGGAAGUAAAAGGAAACAAGUGGGUAGUUCUAGCACCGGUGGUCAAGCUCAAGAAGAAGGUAACAUCUCCCAAUCAAAUCUCUUUUUGGAUACCCAAGCUUCUGCAAAGUAUGAAAUUAUUAAGAAUAUAGCUGUUUUAUCUUGCAAUUGUAUAAAAUUCAGUCAAUUUCCUCAAGGAGAUAUGCGUGAUAUUGGCAUGACUUUUGGUAUUGAUUGUCUAUGAUUUUGAUGAUUAUAUUCUCUUAUUGAAAGGGAGUUUAUUGGUUGAUGAUUGUAUUCAUGACUUUGGUUGUCUAUGGUGCUAUAUUGAUGAUGAUUAUAUUCAUUACAUAUUCUUGAUGCUUUAAAGGUUGAUAGCAUGAAUUAAGGGGGAGUUUAUUGCCUAUGUUUAUAUACUUUUUGAUGAAUGACAAAAAGGGGGAGAAAGUAUGCUGAAUUCUUAUAAUUUUCUGGAAAGUCUUAAUGUCUUGAUGUCAAUUUCUUGGUGCUGAAAUUUUGAAGUUAAUAUUGAAGUAUAUAUGCUUUCAUGAUCAAAGUGUUUUGUCAUCAUCAAAAAGGGGGAGAUUGUUGUACCUAUGAUUUUGAUGAUUACAAAACACAUUUGAGUGACUAAUUGAUUUAUUUAA